Molecule: messenger RNA, 2942 nt
Organism: Leptosomus discolor (cuckoo roller)
Lineage: Eukaryota; Metazoa; Chordata; Aves; Leptosomiformes; Leptosomidae
Source: RefSeq, a predicted model, not a curated record
UUUAAAAUUAUUUUUUUUCUUUUACAGACUGAGACAACUAUAGGCCUCAGUUCAUUUCAACAGAAAAGUGUAUCCCUGUAUCGGGGAAAUUGCCGACCUCUCCGGUUUGAGCCACCAAUGCUGGAUUUCCAUGAACAGCCAGUUGGAAUGCCAAAAAUGGAAAAAGUUUACCUACAUAACCCUAGCUCAGAAGAAACAAUUACGUUAGUAUCAAUAUCUGCUACAACAUCACAUUUUCAUGCAUCAUUUUUUCAAAACAGGAAAAUUCUUCCGGGAGGGAAUACGUCCUUUGAUGUAGUUUUCCUCGCAAGAGUAGUGGGAAAUGUAGAGAACACUUUAUUUAUUAACACUUCUAAUCAUGGGGUAUUUACUUAUCAGGUGUUUGGCAUUGGGGUACCAAAUCCCUAUCGAUUGCGCCCAUUUAUUGGGGCACGAGUUCCUGUAAAUAGCAGUUUUUCUCCUAUAAUAAAUAUACAUAACCCUCACAGUGAACCUUUGCAGGUGGUAGAAAUGUAUUCCAGUGGAGGUGAUCUCCAUUUAGAGCUUCCAACAGGUCAGCAGGGAGGUACAAGGAAACUAUGGGAAAUACCUCCCUAUGAAACAAAAGGAGUGAUGAGAGCCAGCUUUUCUUCAAGAGAAGCAGAUAAUCAUACAGCCUUCAUUAGAAUAAAAACAAAUGCCUCAGACAACACAGAAUUUAUCAUUCUCCCUGUUGAAGUAGAAGUUACAACAGCUCCAGGAAUCUAUUCAUCAACAGAAAUGCUAGAUUUUGGUACACUACGAACACAAGAUCUGCCAAAAACUUUAAAUCUGCAUUUAUUAAAUUCAGGAACAAAAGAUGUGCCAAUUACAAGUGUUAGACCUACACCACAGAACGAAGCUAUAACAGUACAUUUCAAGCCAGUUACGUUAAAAGCCUCUGAAAGUAAAUAUACCAAAGUUGCAAGUAUUAGCUUUGAUGCGUCAAAAGCAAAAAAAGCAUCACAGUCUUCUGGGAAAAUAACUGUUAAAGCGAAAGAGAAGAGCUACUCCAAACUUGAAAUACCGUAUCAAGCAGAAGUGUUGGAUGGCAUCCGUGACAGUGCUGCUGAUUCCGUGGAAAGACUGAUCUAUCUAACAAACACGUUCAGUUUUGCAGUCCUUAUACAUGAUGUUGUGUUACCAGAAGAAGCAAAACCGAUGUUUAAAGUCCAGAACUUCAGUAAACCAGUCUUAAUUCCACCUAAUGAAUCCAGAUAUAUUUUUACACUUCAUUUUAUGCCUUCCACAUCAUCGGUUCAUAUAGAUAAUAAUAUUUUACUUAUCACCAAUGCUUCUAAAUUUCACCUACCUGUCCGAGCAUACACAGGAUUUUUAGAUUACUUCGUACUGCCUCCAAAAACUGAGGAACGAUUUAUAGAUUUUGGCAUACUGAGUGCAACAGAAGCUACCAGCAUUUUAUUUGCAGUCAUCAACAGCAAUCCGAUAGAGCUGGCUAUAAAAGGUUGGCAUAUUAUAGGGGAUGGUUUGGCCAUAGAACUUCUAACAACCGAGAAGGGAAACAGAACAACGAUAAUUGCCAACCACCAGGAACUACAAAAUGCUAGUGCGUCCGAUCAGUCUUCGGUGAUAUUAGCAUCAGGUUAUUAUGCUGUGUUUAGAGUAAAACUAAUAGCGAAAGAACUUGAAGGAAUUCAUGACGGAGCUGUACAAAUCACGACAGAUUAUGAGAUUUUAACUAUACCAGUGAAGGCAGUGAUUGCUGUGGGGUCUCUGACCUGCUCCCCAAAACAUGUUUUUCUUCCGCCUUCUUUUCCGGGGAAAGUAGUUCACCAGAGCCUGAACAUUAUGAACUCCUUUUCUCAGAAAGUGAAAAUACAACACAUACGCUCCCUGUCAGAAGAUGUAAGGUUUUAUUAUAAGAGGCUGAGAAGUAAUAAAGAAGAUUUAGAGCCAGGAAAAAAGUCAAAGAUUGCAAAUAUUUAUUUUGAUCCUGGUUUACAAUGUGGAGAUCAUUGUUAUGUAGGAUUGCCUUUUCUAUCUAAAUCGGAAUCUAAAGUUCAGCACAGCGUAGCGAUGCAAGAAGAUGCAUGGGAUUCUGACUGGGAUUUGCAUGAGAACUUGUUCAAAGAAUGGACAGACAUAAAAGAGAACUCAAGCCAUAGACUGAAUGCUGUAUUUGAAGUAGACACAGAUCUUCAGAAGGAUGUCCAGUUGAAAAUUACAGCAGAGAUGGCCUGGCCUUCCGUACUUAGUUCACCACGCCAGCUGAGCUUCCCUCUGACCAACACAAACGGUUCAUCAGAAGAAGAAAUUUUUGUAGAAAAUCCAGCUGACGUUCCCGUGUACGUUCAGUUCCUUCCUGUAGCUCUGUAUUCUAAUCCAUCCACCUUCGUGGAUAAAAUGUUAGACCGGUUGAAUUUGAGUAAGCCGACCAAUUUCAAUCUGAGGACUCUCGAGUUCCAGGUCUUCAGAAAUUGUGUCCAGCCAAUACAGAGCACAGUAGGACUUACAAAGGGCCUGGCUCGUCAUUCAGUUUUAAGCCUAAUGUUAAAACCUGGUGAGAGAAAGUCUGUCAAAGUAAAGUUCACUCCAGUUCUCAAUAAAACUGUGUCGUCAUUAAUUAUUAUCAGAAAUAAUUUGACUGUAGUAGAUGCCAUAAUGGUACAAGGACAAGGAACGACUGAGAGCUUGAAGGUUGCAGGCAAGCCGCCUGGUCCAGGAAGUUCUUUACGCUUUAAAAUCACAGAAGCAUUAUUAAAAGACUGUUCAGAAAAAAUGAAAUACAAAGAACCAAAUUUCACUCUGAGAAGAACGUUUAAAGUGGAAAAUACAGGGCAGCUGCAGAUUAAUGUGAAAACCAUGGAAAUCAGUGGUUAUACAUGUGAAGGAUACGGAUUUAAAGUAGUUAACUGUCAUGAGUUUGCACUAAGUGCCAAUGCCUCUAAAGACAUUGUCAUAUU